Molecule: messenger RNA, 1027 nt
Organism: Cajanus cajan (pigeon pea)
Lineage: Eukaryota; Viridiplantae; Streptophyta; Magnoliopsida; Fabales; Fabaceae
Product: RNA-binding (RRM/RBD/RNP motifs) family protein
Molecular function (GO): RNA binding
Source: RefSeq, a predicted model, not a curated record
GUUCGAUAGAAAUAAAGCGAAGUAAAUAAACGACACUGAUACAAAGAAAUUCGUUUUCGUUUUCGUUUUACCCCUCCGUCACAGUCUUCUCCGGCGUCUAUCAUCGCCGCCGUAGACGACGGCACGCAUGGCUCAGCCGGCAUUCGAUCCGUACUACUUGUAUCAACAGGAUGAACGGAGCAACAUCAACACGCUCUUCGUGUCUGGCCUCCCAGACGACGUGAAGGCGCGUGAGAUUCACAACCUCUUCCGCCGCCGCCCCGGCUUCGACUCCUGCCAACUCAAGUACACCGGCCGCGCCAACCAGGUCGUAGCAUUCGCCACGUUUUUCAACCAUCAAUCAGCAAUGGCAGCGUUGCACGCUUUGAAUGGUGUGAAAUUUGAUCCUCAAAGUGGAUCUGUUUUACAUAUUGAACUUGCCAGGUCAAACUCUAGGAGGAAGCGAAAACCAGGUGGUGGACCCUACGUGGUUAUAGAUAAAAGGUCCAAAGGGGAGCCUGAUCUUCAGGGAUCAUCAAGUGAUGAUGAUGGUGAGAGUGACCCUGAUGAACCAACCGAAAGUGGUGGCAACCAUGGUGAUCCAGCAACCCUGCAAAGUGGUGAAACUGCUGUUGGUUCUGAAAAUGCUGUACCUGUGGAGCAAUAUGAAAAGGGCAGUGAUGGAGGACUGUGUUCCACUCUCUUUAUUGCAAAUCUUGGUCCAACCUGCACCGAAGAUGAACUAAAGCAAGCUUUCUCUGUAUAUACUGGAUUCAACAUGGUCAAAAUGCGUUCCAGAGGAGGAAUGCCUGUUGCAUUUGCUGAUUUUGAGGAAAUUGAUCAAGCUGCUAAGGUCUUGGAGGAGCUUCAGGGCAGCUUGUUGCCAUCAUCAGAUCGGGGUGGCAUGCACAUAGAAUAUGCGAGGUCUAAAAUGAGGAAGCAUUAGGAGAAAUUGGAGCGAAACAGUUUCUGGACAAUCUAGUUAUUCCAUAUAAAAUAUAGUUGCAACAUGUAGGGAAAGAUGGCCAAUUUUGCAAAAUGGUUAAGU